This is a messenger RNA of Sander lucioperca (pikeperch), 2973 nucleotides long. Its product is annotated as serrate RNA effector molecule homolog. NCBI's taxonomy places the organism in Eukaryota, Metazoa, Chordata, Actinopteri, Perciformes, Percidae. The transcript has 20 exons. The record is from RefSeq and is a predicted model, not a curated record. Gene Ontology annotation, cellular component: nuclear body. The coding region runs from base 155 to 2857 and encodes 900 amino acids. Gene Ontology annotation, molecular function: nucleic acid binding. Gene Ontology annotation, biological process: primary miRNA processing; mRNA processing.
AAAAACUCUGACUUGGAAGAAACCGGAAGUCUCGUUGCUCCGCUGUGUUCUCGGUCAGGCGGCGGGAUAGUUGUGUGUUGUCUGUUAGCUGCCGAGCUUGUAAGUGAGUUUAGAGGAGACAGAGCUCCAGGUAAACCCGCACACACUCAGUCCAAUGGGAGACAGCGAUGAUGAAUUUGACAGGAGGAGGCGGGACAAGUUCAGAAGAGAGAGGAGCGACAUGGAGCGGUCGAGAGAGAGAGAGGAGAGGAGGAGGGACGACUGGCCCGACAGGGACUGGGACCGUGGCAGAGAGAGGAGGAGGGAUUAUGACCGUGGUCGUAGAGAGAGGUUUUCUCCGCCCCGACACAUCAGCCCUCAGCACAAACGCAUGAGGAGAGACUGGGACGAGCACCGGGGGGAGCCGUACCGCUAUGACAUGCCGUACGGAGGAGGGGGGGCGCCGUUUCAGGGGGCGGGGCCUCCGGGCUGGCACCCCGACCUCCCCCGCAUUCACCCGCACCACGGAGGACACCCGCUGCAGGGCCGGUUGGGGAUGAUGGAUCCAGACCUUCCUCCCCCCGGUCCACCCACCAUGCGGAGCUUCAAGGAGUUCCUGCUGAACAUGGAGGACAGCGUGGACGAGACGGAGUCGGUGAAGCGCUACAACCAGUACAAGCUGGACUUCCGGCGGCAGCAGCUGCAGGACUUCUUCCUGCAGCACAAAGAGCACGAGUGGUUCCGCUCCAAGUACCACCCCGAUGACAUCACGGCCCGGGGGGCGGAGUCUCUGAGCGCCCUCAAAACACGGCUGUCCGUCUUCCUCUUCCUGCUGGACAACGGCUGGCUGGACGACGUGGCGCUGGACAUGGAGCACGCGCCCGCCAUCAUCAAGCUGCUGGACGCAGCGGUGAUAAAGAUGGAGGGUGGGACGGACUUUGACCUGCAGGUUCUGGAGGUCCCGACAGCCUCGGCGGCGUCCGGCAGCGAGGCGAGCAGCGCCGCUAAUGCUAACCCUGCAGCCGCCACCGCUGCCUCCGCCUCCUCCUCCUCCUCCUCGGGAGAGAAGAGUCUCGGGGAGGCGAGCGGAGGAAAGGCGAGCGGUCCGACGGGCUCGGAGACGGCGGGGAGUCGGACGGAGACGGCGGCCGCCAGAGAGAAGGGCGGGACUAAAGACUCGGAGAAGGACGGUGAAGAGGACGCCAAGCAGAACGGAGAGAAGGAGAAAGAAGAACAGGAAGAAGGAGAAGAAGGGGAGGAUGGCGAGGAGGAGGACGAGGAUGAAAAGAAGGAUGAAGAAGAAGAAAAAGAGAAGGCGACCAAGAAGGGCAGGAAGAGGAAACGCAGCGUGUCGGUCGACAGCGGCGAGGGCAGCGCCUCCGACUCGGACUCCUCGCACUCUGACGGAGAGAAGGAGGAAGACGAGGAGAAGGAGGAAGACGAGGAGAAGGACGAAGACGAGGAGGACGGAGAGAACAAGCGUCGUAAAGAGCGAGGGAAGGAGAGAGAGAAGGAGGCUCCAGCGAAGCCCCGCCCCCUCCACCUCACCACCUCCUUGUUCAUCCGAAGCAUCCCGCCAGAAGUUUCCAAGGAGGAGAUCACCACGUUGUGUCGCAGGUACCCGGGCUUCCUGCGGGUGGCGCUGUCGGACCCUCAGCCCGAGAGGAGGUUCUUCAGGCGGUGCUGGGUGACGUUUGACCGCAGUGUGAACAUUAAGGAGACCUGCUGGAGCCUGCAGAACAUCAGGCUCCGAGACUGUGAACUGUCUCCGGUGGUCAACAGAGAUCUGUGUCGGCGCGUUCGCACCGUUAACGGCCUGACGCAUCACAAACCGGUGGUGAGGAACGACAUCCGCCUGUCGGCCCGACUCGUCCACAGCCUGGACCAGAGGGGGGCGCUGUGGGCCGGACAGAUGGAGACCAACCCCGUCCUGAAGAACAUCACAGAUUAUCUGAUCGAGGAGGUGAGCGCUGAGGAGGAGGAGCUGAUCGGAGCCUCGGGGGGGAACAGCGACGACGCCAAAGACCCCGCCGCCUCCUCUGAGGUUACCGUGGAGACGGACGAGACACUACUGAAGGUUCUGGACAGACUGCUGCUCUACCUGCGUCUAGUUCACUCUGUGGAUUAUUAUAACUUCUGUGAGUAUCCCGCUGAGGACGAGAUGCCUCAUCGCUGCGGUCUGAUCCACGUACGAGGACCGCUGCCGGUAGCCAAGAUCACCGCCACCGAGGUGAGCGAGCAUCAGAGGAUGUGUGAGGAGCGUCUGGCUCCUCUGUUCUCUCAGUCGGAGACGCUGAGUGAAGAAGAAGCCGCCAAGCUGGGAAAGAAAGACCCAGAACAAGAGGUGGAGAAGUUCCUAGCCUCCAAUGCCCAGGAGCUCAGUAAAGAUAAGUGGCUCUGUCCUCUGAGUGGGAAGAAGUUCAAGGCUCCCGAGUUUGUGCGUAAACACAUCCUGAACAAACACGGGGACAAAGUGUCCGCCGUCAGACAGGAAGUAGUCUUCUUCAACAACUUCCUGCUGGACACCAAGAGACCCGCCCUGCCGGAGAACAAGCCCCUCCCACCCCCGCCACAAGCCACGCCCCCCGGUAUGCCAGGAUUUCCUGGUCAGUCACCGCAGCAGCAAAGCCUUCUGGGAUAUCCUCCUGGAAUCAGACCUCCCAUGCCCGGCUUCCCUGGGGGCGGACCUUCCUACCCUCCCAACCAGUUUGGGGCGGGGCGUGGUAACUAUGACAACUUCAGAGGUCAUUUAGGUGGAGGAGGAGGAGGGUUUCCCGGGAAACAACGCAACAACAACAACAGGGGUGUGCGAGGUGACCCCAGAUCGAUCAUUGAGUACAGAGACCUGGACGCUCCAGACGACCUCGACUUCUUUUAGACCCCACAAGAUGUGUUUUUCUUUUUUUUUUUUAACCAUUUUUAUUCCUACAUUUCCCAUGAUUCUUUUCAUCGUCCAACAUUGUAUUUUUUAUUUAGUUAAGUGUGUAUGUGUGU